CUGUUCUCCAGCGAUAAGAACCACGAUCGUUAAACUGUUGGAAGACAAAACAAAAAAAAUACAAAUCUUCUUUACGUCCUAAGAUAUUUAAUGACACCUGGGUUUUGAUCGGAGAACCUAAAGGUCUAGACUUUCCGUAGGAUAUGAAUCUCGCGGCUAGCUUUCGCGCCAAUUACGGCGUCUUGCCGCAAUGCUGCAGCUCACGUUGCUGCAGUCUUCAGUUUCAGCCAUUGGUAGCUACUUCGAGUUUAGGUUUUGGGCAGAGAGAUAGCUAUCGGAGAAAGAAGGAGCUGAAGCUGUUCCCAGUUCAAAGAAAGAGGGAGACUUUUUGUAGAGUGACGGAUGCACAAACGGAACCAGAUGGCAAUAACGAUGAGGAAAGUGGAGGAGAAGACAAAGAGGCUUUAGCAGAUGAACCUCCUUCACAGGCUCCUCCUACUGAGUUGGUUCCAGAGGCAACUGUUGUGGAUGAGGCCGUAGGCAGUAAUGAGGAAAACAAAGUUCAAUUCAGCUCUCAGGACGGUGAUAAAUUAGAAGUUAGCACCGGUUCUCCUCUUCCUGGUGUGAAUGACGGUGAUAAAUUAGAAGUUAGCACUGGCUCUCCUCUUCCUGGUGUGAAUCCGUUACAACUGGAUGAUUCCAUGAGACUCCCCAAAGAAACGAUUGAUAUCCUCAAGGACCAAGUAUUUGGGUUUGACACCUUCUUUGUUACAAGCCAAGAACCAUAUGAGGGUGGGGUGUUGUUCAAAGGAAAUCUAAGAGGCCAGCCUGCUAAAAGCUACGAGAAGAUAAAGACAAGAUUGGAGAAUAAAUUUGGUGACCAGUACAAGCUUUUCCUUCUCUCCAAUCCAGAGGAUGAUAAACCUGUGGCUGUUGUUGUUCCUAGAAGGUCCUUGGAGCCUGAGACAACAGCUGUUCCUGAAUGGUUUGCUGCUGGUUCUUUCGGAUUGGUGGCGUUGUUCACAUUGUUUCUCCGUAAUGUACCCGCCUUGCAAUCCGACUUACUAUCAGCAUUUGACAACCUUGAGCUGUUGAAAGAUGGCUUACCAGGAGCUCUCGUCACCGCUCUUGUCCUCGGAGUACAUGAACUGGGACACGUUUUGGUUGCAAACAACCUAGGGAUAAAGCUCGGUGUUCCAUUCUUUGUUCCAAGUUGGCAGAUAGGUUCUUUCGGUGCUAUAACGAGAAUCAAAAACAUCGUGCCCAAACGAGAAGAUCUUUUGAAGGUCGCAGCUGCAGGACCUUUGGCAGGCUUUUCUCUGGGGUUUGUUCUGUUUCUUGUAGGGUUGGUCGUACCUCCGAGUGAUGGUAUUGGCGUUGUAGUUGACUCAUCAGUGUUUCAUGAGUCCUUCCUCGUUGGUGGUAUUGCAAAGCUCUUACUCGGUGAUGUACUAAAGGAAGGAACAUCGAUAUCUUUGAACCCACUUGUGAUAUGGGCAUGGGCUGGACUCCUCAUCAAUGGCAUUAACAGCAUCCCUGCAGGAGAGCUUGAUGGUGGUAAAAUAGCUUUCUCCAUUUGGGGUAGAAAGGCCUCCACACGGCUCACGAGUGUCUCCUUAGCGCUCCUGGGUCUAUCUGCGCUGUUCAGUGACGUGGCAUUCUACUGGGUGGUGCUGAUAUUCUUCCUGCAGCGUGGACCAAUAGCACCGCUAGCUGAGGAAAUCACUGAGCCUGAAGAGAAGUAUGUGUAUCUAGGAAUCUUGGUUCUCUUCCUCUCCUUGCUUGUGUGUUUGCCUUAUCCGUUUGCUUUCACCGGUCAAGACGCCAUGAUGAUUGGCUUGUGAAAUGAGACUCAUCAUUAUACAAACAAAGAGCAAUAACUAUAACUUUUAGUUUUGGUCUCUAAGUUACAUAACAUUUAUAUUUGAAAGAGACUUUGAAUGGUUGAAAAAAGAAAAUGGACCAACAUUAUUUAUGGA
Brassica rapa (field mustard) is the source of this 1919-nucleotide messenger RNA. RefSeq names its product probable zinc metalloprotease EGY2, chloroplastic. The record is from RefSeq and is a predicted model, not a curated record. Gene Ontology annotation, biological process: proteolysis. Lineage: Eukaryota; Viridiplantae; Streptophyta; Magnoliopsida; Brassicales; Brassicaceae.